AUGGCUUCCCCGUCGCCAACUUCUCCCCAAUCGGUUCACGACUUCACCGCGAAAGUACGUCCGAGAUAGGAUCUCGAACGCGUUUAAUGUCUUUUUCGGAUUCAGGGAUUCAAAGUCUUCGGCGUUUGAACGUUCUUCGGAACCAGUGGGAGAUCGAGUUCUUAAUGAGCGCUGAUACCGGUUACUCUUGUAAUCGGUGGUCCGUUCACCUGAGGAGACUUCGGCAUUCCUUUCAAAUCGUUUCAGUUAAAGUAGAUGUAUCUCGUGUAUUCAAGAGAUUGCUGGCUGUAUGCUGCCGCAGAUUUCUUGGGUCUCUAAUGAUCCCUAAAGAGUUUAAUCGAGCCGGACCCUAAUUACAUUAUCUCUCCAUUAGUUCUUAUUCUGAUUCUUGUGUCUCUUGUUUCGAAAUGCCAUCGGCUAUCAGUUUUUCUGAUGGGCUACUACUGAUUUCUCGGCUUUAAACGCAGGAUGCCAGGGGAAACGAAGUCGAUCUCAGCUCCUAUAAGGGGAAGGAACUACUGAUCAUCAACGUCGCAUCACAAUGGUAUCGUCACUUUCUGCUCGUCCUAUUUGGGGGGAAAAAAAGAAAAGAAAAAGAGUGUACGACUGAUGGUUUCUUCAAAGCAAACCUCAUGGAUUCAAAUUUUUGUUUUCUUAAAUCUGCUGCAGUGGAUUGACCCACUCCAACUACACAGAAAUGAGGCAGGUUUACGACAAGUACAAGAACAAAGGUACUGUGCUCUUGACUCUAGCCUGUUCGGUCAACGUCUAUCCGUUCCCAGUCACCGUCGUUCCUCAUGAAGGAUCAUCAGCAGGAUCAGUUUUGAGAGCAUGUUCCCCAAAAACUGGCACUUUUUUCACUUAAAAUCUGUCAUUUAUGCCCUUACAGACGAUUUUUCUGUUUAAGUUGGCUUCUAGUACAACAUGUGGAGCAUAUCUUCUUUGUCCAGCAGGUCUCGAGAUCCUGGCUUUCCCUUGCAAUCAGUUCGCGGCAGAAGAGCCGGGAUCCAACGAGCAGAUCCUGGAGUUCGCCUGCACGCGCUACAAGGCAGAUUACCCCGUAUUCUCCAAGGUGAUCAGAAAUACUGCCGGCUGGUUGUUCUUCAGCAUCGCCAAAAUUGGCUUCAUCUUCCCUCGUUUCUGACCUAACAUGUCUCCAAAAGUAUCCAUUUUGGGUGUCUGUGGGUUCCUUAAGAAGCGUGGCGAGCUACAGAUAGAAGCAUCGCCAUGUUGCAUGGUGAUAGCUCAAUGGCUGCUUUCUUCUGUCCGAUUCAUUUGUGUGAUCUCACCUCUGAGCAGAAGCCAUUCUCAUGAUGACUUCGGUGAUUUCAUCUUCUACGAUCUCGUCUGGUUGGUCCGUUGACCCUCAUAUGAUUCUCCUUCCUGAACUAGAUCGACGUGAAUGGGAAAAACGCCGCCCCACUCUACAAGUUCUUGAGAUCGAGCAAAGCCGGGCUAUCUGGAGGCGACAUCACGUGGAACUUCGCCAAGUUCUCGGUCGACAGAGAAGGGAACGUCGUGGGUCACUUCGCCCCUAACACAUCCCUUCUCAACAUUGAGGUAAAGGAAGCCUCUCUCUCUCUCUCUCUCUCUCUCUCUCUCUCUCUCUCUCGCUCAUACACACACACACACACACACACACACUCCAAUCUUGCGAUUUGUUGAACUGUUUUGUAAUGUUUCAUCGCAGAAGGACAUACUGAAGGUACUGGGCGAGCCCUGA
Spirodela intermedia is the source of this 1723-nucleotide messenger RNA. NCBI's taxonomy places the organism in Eukaryota, Viridiplantae, Streptophyta, Magnoliopsida, Alismatales, Araceae. The record is from the annotation of a GenBank genome assembly.